AUUAUUUUAAAAAGUCGAAAUAAUGUAUAAUUUUGAAACAACUUGUCGAACAUGUUCUUCGGAUGGCGAAUUACACUCAAUAUUCAAUAACUAUCCGUUUAAUAUAAUUGAAAUGUUAAUAGAAAUUGUUGAUAUUACGGUAUUCGAAAAUGAUAAUUAUCCACAAAAUAUUUGCACAAAUUGUUUGGAUAAAUUAUAUUCAGCGUACAAUUUUAAACAGCAAUGUCAAGAAACUCGAAAAAAAUUUGAAGAGUAUUUAAAUAAUUUAGAAAUUAAAGACGAAUUCGAUAGCAAUCACGAACAAAAGUAUUUUAUUGUGAACGAGGAUAUCGAAUUGUCGAAUAAUUUCGAUGAAGUUAAAAAGGAAAAAGUUGCUGUGAAAGAGGAGUUGGAAUUGUCAAAUAAUUUCGUAGAAGAUAAAAAGGAAAAAGUUAUUAAACGGAAAAGGAAAAAAGUCGUAAGAAAAAAACAAAUGUGUAAAAUAUGUAACCAAAGUGUGACAAAAUUAUUUGAACACAUGCGAUCUCAUACGAAUGAAAAACCGUACAAGUGUGAAACAUGCUUUAAAGAAUUUUCAUUAUGUUCGAAUUAUAAUCGACAUUUACGAAGUCAUUCAGGUGAAAAACGAUUUGCUUGUCAUCUUUGUGAUCGUAGAUAUACACAAAGUCAUUCUUUAAAAGAACAUGUUCGAACUCAUGAAUUGGAUCCAAACUGCUCGAAAGACGAUUCGAAAUUAUCGAAUCGUGUAAGACCGCCAAGCCAACCGCUCUUAUGUAGUAUUUGUGGUAAAUGUUUUACACAUCGGGCAGCUUUCAAUGUGCAUCAAAAUGUUCACACCGGUGCACGACCUCAUAAAUGUAAAAUUUGUGAAAAAUCAUUUUCACAAAGUGCUGCGCUAAGUACACAUCAACUAACGCACUCCGGUGAAAAACGUUAUAAAUGUUCGUUUUGUGAAAAACAAUUUGCUGUGAAGUGUUCGUUAACGAUACAUGUGCGUACCCAUACGGGGGAGAAACCAUUUAUUUGUUCAAUCUGUUGUAAAGGAUUUUAUGAUUCGAGUAAUUUGAAGAGACAUAAGAAAAAACAUUUAUUAACGGAAAAUGAUGGACAAAUCAUAAAAAAGGAAAACACGCUUGAAUUGCCUUUAAAGGUAUCUUUAAGUGAAAAGUGAUUU
Molecule: messenger RNA, 1174 nt
Organism: Chrysoperla carnea
Lineage: Eukaryota; Metazoa; Arthropoda; Insecta; Neuroptera; Chrysopidae
Product: zinc finger protein 664-like
Exons: 2
Coding region: 23-1171 (382 amino acids)
Biological process (GO): regulation of transcription by RNA polymerase II
Cellular component (GO): nucleus
Molecular function (GO): RNA polymerase II transcription regulatory region sequence-specific DNA binding; DNA-binding transcription factor activity, RNA polymerase II-specific; zinc ion binding
Source: RefSeq, a predicted model, not a curated record